This is a messenger RNA of Chenopodium quinoa (quinoa), 5301 nucleotides long. RefSeq names its product protein transport protein SEC16A homolog. Gene Ontology annotation, cellular component: ER to Golgi transport vesicle membrane; endoplasmic reticulum exit site. Gene Ontology annotation, biological process: Golgi organization; COPII vesicle coat assembly; autophagy. The record is from RefSeq and is a predicted model, not a curated record. NCBI's taxonomy places the organism in Eukaryota, Viridiplantae, Streptophyta, Magnoliopsida, Caryophyllales, Amaranthaceae. The transcript has 13 exons. Bases 541 to 4830 code for a protein of 1429 amino acids.
AAGAAAAAAAAAGGUGGCCUUUGGUGUGGGGUUGGUUGGAGUCGUGGGGGAAGGAAAUUCAUACGGUCAUACCUCUGCGUCGAAGACAAUAACUACUACGGACUACGGAGUACUGUCUUCCCCCUCUCUCUAUCAGUUUAUUUUCCUCCUCAUCUGACGCGAUCAAAUAUCACCUACGUUUAUGAAAGUUUGAUCUGUAAGUUCAAACUUAAUAAUUUGCUUCCUCUGUUGACUUCUGUGCUGCUACAACCAACUCAGUUUGCUUUUAUUUUUUAGCUUUAUAUGUGCAAUUUUAUUUUAUCUUUAUUUAUUUUUAAUUAUAUAGGAGAGGAACAAGAGGAGAGUGAUUUGCGAAAGCCUUGUAUUUGGGGCCUUGUUCUAUUAUUGUGUUUGAAUUUGAUUUUUGAUUUGCUUCUAUAUGACUUCGGAUCUUAAUUUUCUAGAAUUCCAGUUGAGAGCGGGAAUUUUGUAGAGUUUUAGGGUUUGUAGAAUUGGGGUGGUUGUUAUAGAGUGAUUUGUUAGGUAUUUAUUUUUGAUUUAAUGGCGUCAAAUCCUCCAUUUGAGUUGGAGGAUCAGACGGAUGAGGAUUUCUUUGAUAAGCUAGUAAAUGAUGAUGAUGAUGACGAUGUUAGCUCGAAAACCACUGGAUUGGUUCAUGCUUCCGAUUUAUUGGACGGGAAUGAGUCUGAUGAAUUGAAAGAGUUUGCUAAUUUAAGUACAGGCGAGAUAAGUCGUGGAAAUAGUGGCGCGGAAACGGUUAAGGUGGAGGGGAACUGUGAUAAUCUGGGGAUACAGAGUCUUGAAGCAAGGGGAGAACAGGUUGUUGAUGGGGAGGCUAAUUCUUCGUUAGUAUCAUCAGAUUCGCCUGUUUUGGACAAUGGGCCUGUAACAGGUGACGGGGAUAUGUCUUCUGAGGUUCAGUCAGGGUUGAUGAGAGAGAUUAGUUGCUCACCUAAAAGUGGUGUUAAGGAGGUCCAAUGGAGUGCUUUUACUGAUUCAGCUAUGCACGGUAGUGGUGGUGUUGGAUUUUAUGACGAAUUCCUUGCUGACUUAGGAGGGGGGGAACUGGGGAAUUUCCAUACCGAAGCUAAAGCUGUGCCUGGAAAUGAGGCAAGGAAAAAUGCAGUUACAGAGAGUUUGUUUAGUCAGGCUGAGUAUCAAGGUUCAACUGGGGCUUUUACUGAAAAACCUCCAAAUGGGGGAGAUACAUAUAGCAUCGAGUAUUGGGAAAGUCUUUACCCUGGAUGGAAAUAUGAUUCAAACACUGCACAAUGGUAUCAGUUGCAUGGUAGUGAUGGAGUUUUAAAUGGGCAGGAAAGCUUUGAUAUCACUGCUGGAAGUAUACAAGGAACCUUUGGUGCAAAUGGAGACAGCCUAUCGGAAACUUCUAAUGUCCAGUCAUCCCAAAAUUUUAAUGCACAACAAACAGCUCAAUCUGCCGUGGGAACUAUAAGUCAAUUAAGUAUAACUGAAAAUUUAUCCGGACACAAUUCCAUUCUGCAACAUUAUGAGGAACAUCUGUAUCCAGCACAUAUGAUUUUUGAUUCUCAGUACCCUGGCUGGUAUUAUGAUACAAUAGCUCAACAAUGGUUUUCUUUGGAAGUUUAUCAUGCAACGGAUCAGACUAGGAAUCCACAGGUUCAAAAUGGAUUCCUCUCCUCAGCAGGUUAUUCUCAUGCUAGUAGUACUAGUAGUCAGGGCAUUAACAAUGAUGGGCUACAAGGUCCCAGAGGUGAAGGCCUGGAAAAUUUUGUUGCUACAUCCAUUAUAGACCAUGACCAACAGGGUGCUCAGUUUGGGAGUGUGAACGGGCCUACUACCAAUUUUAGUGUGGUUCCGUCGUGGCAAAGAUUCAAUGAUAACAAUAGCUAUGGUAACAAUCAAUUGUGCCAAGAGAUUCCCUCUGGUUCCACAGGAGCUUUGGAAACAUACAAGCAAACAACUCAGAGUAAUGAUAAUUCAAAUUGGGCUGGUGGCUUGAACAAUUUUUCUGCUGAGAAUAAUUUUCAGCUGUUUAAUCAUGCUCAACAAGCUCUGCAAAAUGAGCAGCCAAGUCAAUACCCAACUGGUCAUUACAGCAGUCAACAUGCAGCUGCUGUUCCCCAACCCUUAUUUUCUAAUGCUCACCAUGUCUCUUGUUCACCAAGUGAGGGAAGGUCAUCUGCAGGUCGACCUCCUCAUGCUUUAGUUACUUUUGGGUUUGGGGGGAAGCUUGUAGUUAUGAAAGAUAAUAACACUGGUGGGUUUUCAGCACUUGGAAGCAAGGAUAGUGAUGGAUGCUUCUUAUCUGUACUCAAUUUGAUGGAAGUUGUGAGUUUGAGCAAGGGUCCGUCUUGCUCUGAGACAAGUGCUUAUAGCUACUUCCAUUCUUUGUAUCAUCAAUCCUUUCCUGGUCCUUUAAUUGGUGGUAAUGUGGGAAGCAAAGAUAUGAAUAAAUGGAUUGAUGACAAGAUAUCAAACUGCGAAUCUCUGGAAAUGAAUUAUGGUAAACGUCAAGGUUCGAAAUUGCUUCUUUCAUUGCUAAAAAUUGCUUGUCAACACUAUGGAAAACUUCGAUCCUUUGGCGGGGAUACUGGGCUGAAGGAAAAUGACCUUCCAGAAUCAGCCGUUGCCAAACUCUUUGCAUCUUCCAAGAGGAGUGAUGGCCAGCUUAAUGAUUAUAAUGCAAUUUCUAAGUGUUUGAUGACCUUGCCUUCUGAAGCACAAAUUCAGACAACUGCUACUGAGGUACAAAACCUUCUGAUAUCUGGUAGAAAGAUGGAGGCUUUGCAACAAGCUCAAGACGGUCACCUCUGGGGAUUUGCUCUAAUUCUUGCCCGAGAACUUGGGGAUCAGCUUUAUGCUGAUACCGUGAAGAAAAUGGCAGUUAGCCAGCUAGUGGUUGGCUCACCUUUGAGAACUUUGUGCCUUUUGAUAGCAAGAAAACCUGAAGAGGUUUUCUGUAAUAGCACGAUGCCUUCUAAUGAUGUGUAUGAAGCAGUAAAUAUGUUGCCACAGUCUGGGCAGUAUGCUAAGCAGAAUGCAGGUUUUAGCAUGCUGGAGAACUGGGAGGAGAAUUUGGCUGUAAUAACUGCAAAUAGAACUGAGAAUGAUCAUCUUGUGAUUAUCCAUCUUGGAGAUUGUCUACUGAAGGAAAAACAUGAUGUUAUUGCUGCACAUAUCUGCUACUUGGUUGCAGAGGCUGGAUUUGAAUUGUAUUCAGAUAGUGCAAGAUUGUGUCUCAUUGGUGCAGACCACUGGAACUUCCCAAGGACGUAUGCUAGUCCUGAGGCAAUUCAGAUGACAGAGCUUUAUGAAUAUGCAAAGGUUCUUGGGAAUUCUCAGUUUGUCCUGCUUCAACUGCAGCCAUACAAACUUAUAUAUGCGCACAUGCUGGCUGAGGUUGGAAGGAUUUCGGAUUCAUUAAAAUACUGUCAAGCUGUUUACAAAUCUCUGAAAAUUGGACGGUCACCGGAGGCAGAUACAUUGAAACAGUUGUUGUCAUCUCUUGAAGAGAGGAUUAGGACUCACCAGCAGAGUGGAUAUUCAGGUAACUUAGCUCCAGCAAAGAUAGUGGGUAAAUUGCUGAACUUUAUUGAUAAUACAGCUCAUCGUGUUGUUGGAGGACUUCCGCCACCUGGUCCUUCGUCUUUAACAACACAAAGUAGUUAUCAAGGCAGUGAAAAUCAAUUUCAGACACUGGGCCCUAAGGUGACUGGUAGUCAAUCAAUCAUGGGUGUCUCAUCACUGACACCAUUAGCAUCCAUGAAUGUAACGAGCAGUCAGUCAACCAUGGGUCUGUCGUCACUGACUCCAUCAGCAUCCAUGGAGCCCAUAAGCCAGUGGGCAGUAGAUGAAAGUAAAAUGACAUUGCAAAGUAGAAGCGUUUCUGAGCCAGAUAUUGGUAAAACUAAGCCGGAUCAGGUUGAUUCUUCAAAUGAAGCAACUUCUUCCAGUACAGUGGUAAAACAAUCUGGUUCAGCAGGAACAUCUCGCUUUGGUCGUUUGAACUUUGGUGCUCAGAUCUUGCAAAAGACUGUUGGAUUGGUCUUAAAGCCUCUUCAAGGCCACCAGGCUAAGUUGGGGGACACAAAUAAAUUCUAUUACGACGAAAAGCUAAAGAGAUGGGUGGAGGAAGGUGCUGAACCAACUCCUGAAGAAUCUGCUCUGCCACCACCACCGACUGCUGCCUUCCAAAAUGGAAGGUCAGACUAUAAUUUGAAGAAUGCUUUGAAUGAUGGAAUGCAUGCCAUUAAUGGUGAUCCAGGAUCUAGUAGUUCAACCCAUGAAAGCAGCCCUGCUAUACCAUCUAUGCCUAGCUCAAAUCAAUUUUCAGCACGCGGUCGGAUGGGUGUACGAUCAAGGUACGUGGAUACCUUCAACAAGGGUGGCGGGGCCUCUACAAAUCUGUUCCAGGCACCAUCUGUACCGUCAGCUAAACCUACUAAUCUCACUGGCACCAAGUUCUUCAUUCCCCUGGCUGCACCGACAAAUGAACAGACUUCAGGCACUGAAUCUGGAAGCGGAAAUGAAAUUUCUGGAAGUGGAGAAAAUUCUUCUAGUGAUCCUUUCCAAAACCUAGCACCUUCACCCAUUGGAACAAUGCAGAGGUUCUCUAGUGUCGAUGCCUUACCUAGCAAGGGUGCAAUGGACAGUGGGAUAAGCUCUCUUGCAACUCAAUCUCGUCGUACAGCUUCAUGGAGUGCAGUUCAAAAUGAUACAUACACUCCACCUUCAACAAGUGAGAUUAAAUCUUCCCCACUUUCGUUUAUGCCUGGUGAUCAGUUGCUGGGUAAUCUGCACAUGGAUAGAGACAAUUCUGGAAAUGACCUCCAGGAGGUUGAACUUUGAACUGGGGUGCUGUAAAUAUCUAGUUUUGCAUUUUAUGAUUAGUAUGAAAAACACAAUUAGAAAUUAUCAAGGCCAAAGCUAUUGAAGCCCAGCGAAGUGGAGCUUCAAGUUCUAGAUACAAAAACUUCCUUUUUCUUCACUCUUUGCCUCCUGCAAAUAUGUCAGAAAAUUGUUAAUCUUAUUAUUGUACUAAUUACUAAUUAGAGGUAGGAUGUUGUAGUCGUUAGAUGGACAUACUACAUGGCAAAAAUGAGUUGGGGCACCUUGUACAGUUCCAUUUUGUUAGGUUCAUUUGAAAUGUACUAUAGUGAACGGUUAAAGGUGGAUAGGAGGGAAAUAUGUCAAGGCGAGAUUCAAUAAUGUAACGACAGUUUUCAUGUUUCAUAUUGCUGACUUUAUCACAAACUUUUAAAUAAGGUAGGCGUAUACAAAUAUUGUCAGACAAGUGCAAAUAAUAUUCAGUUUACCUGA